Molecule: messenger RNA, 1008 nt
Organism: Geodia barretti
Lineage: Eukaryota; Metazoa; Porifera; Demospongiae; Tetractinellida; Geodiidae
Source: the annotation of a GenBank genome assembly
UUGCAGAAACAAUAUCAUAUUUCAUUUCCUGAGCAAAACGCUCUGCCUCAUCACGAGUAUCUCAAGAGUUCAGAUGAGCUAAAGAACACAACUUGGGUAGCAGAUCUUCACCACUACCUUAUGACACUGAACAGAAAUGUCAGUCCUCAUGUGAACCUGGUGUUUGCUGACUACAAGCACAGAAUGUUAGUCGUGAAUUGGGUUGUGGCUGCUACACUCAAAGUAAAACCUCCAUUACACAAUGUGCUUGUACUCUCUCUUGACCAACUCCUCUGUGACUAUCUAGCCAACGCUGCGUACAUGACUUAUCCACUCAAUAUGACCUGCAUUGCAGCACCAUUAACUACCAUACUAUCUUCUAAAGGUAGAAAAUCAUGGACAACAUCAAUGAUGAUCCGAUCAAUAAUCCUUAGACUUAUCAACUACUGGGGCUUUGAUGUUGCAACUUAUGAUUCUGAUGCUGUUGUUCUUAAAAAUCCUCAAACACUGUUUGACAACUACACUCAUGAUAUUCUGUCUUCUGCCAGUAUGUGGCCAGACUCUCAAGCUAUACCAUGGGGUUUCACUCUCUGUGCUGGUGCUAUUUUAUACAGAGCCACUUCUGCUACAGAGACGUUUUGGAGAUAUUUAUCAGAUCUAAGUGGACAAGCUGACCAGAUGUCCUUAAAUAAAGCCCUCAAGAACUUGAACAUUUCUUGGAAGGAGACAACCAAAGUCAGUCAAGUAUGUUCAACAGAUGGCUGGGAGGGAGAGGCUGAUGGUGGACUCAGGGUUUUUGUCUUCCCACAACGAUUAUUCUGUCGAAGGAAAUGCUGCCAUAGAAACAGGCCAGAACACUAUGUCACUCAUCCUGGUGGUAAUCAUGGAAAUAUCGAAGACAAAACACGUGUUCUUCACCAGUUUAAUGCCUGGUUUGUGCCUACGGAAAGUUCUUCAUAAUCAAACGUGUUUUGUUGGGUUAGACAUGAUAUAUAAUUCACACUUCAAUUGCCAUAAUUGUUGGGUGAU